Molecule: messenger RNA, 4797 nt
Organism: Nothobranchius furzeri (turquoise killifish)
Lineage: Eukaryota; Metazoa; Chordata; Actinopteri; Cyprinodontiformes; Nothobranchiidae
Source: RefSeq, a predicted model, not a curated record
AAUAAAAUUGCUGCUGCGUGGCUGCAGCAUGACCCAAGUCUGGAACAUCAAAAUGACAGAAUUAAACAAAUUUAUACGCUUUAUUUCAUGCUUCAAAUUAACAUUUCAUUCUAAUUCAUCUGUAUUUUCCCACUGCAUAUUAGUAUAAACUGUAUUUCUCUAAAAUUUACACGAUUGUACUCUGAGCACGCUAAAAAAAGAAACCUAUGCUAUACUCACCCUGCCAUGCAGGCACAGUUGGCUGUGAAGACGUAGUUCUCUGGUUUGUUUACUAUGACCCAAGCCUCAUACAUAGCAGUCCUUGUCUUUGGCUAGGAAGGACUUCUGCCUUCAAGACGCAAAACUCAGAGUCUAUGUCGUGAUAUUUUACUUUCUGUACGUGGCCACAGACAACAUAGUUGUAUGCAUCUAACGAUUUGUAUGCCCGUAGCUUCUCACUUGUGUACUUACUGGGCCUCUCCACUAAAAACGUGUACAUAUCGGGCCACUGGAUAUCUGGCCACGCACCUACAUCUUACACCCAUUCCGUAAUGCCACAGGGAUCCGGGAGUCUGUCGCCAUUCGUUAAAGUGAGUUUAAUAAUACAACAUUCAAGAUUUGCUGGUGAUAACCCAGCAGCGUAGCUUGAUAAAGCCUGAAACAACGCCAUUCUCUGUUGCCAAGCUGCGCGCAUUCUCGCUGAAGUCAUAUUGUUUACAAACAGUAAAAGGGUCUAUACUGGAACAUUUUUGGUAAAUAAUAAUUUGGGAAGACGGCAGGAACAAGGAAUAAAAUAGUUUACAGUAUUUAAAACAUCCCUAAACUGGAGACUUGACAGGUGUGAUCCUGAUUCUGUGAAUGAACUGUCAGUGAAGGCUUUCACAUCACAACUCUGCCUCUCCUAGUUACAACUCUGGUGAGUGUGACUUCUUGUCCUCUGCGCAUGCAGGUCACUUUGGGGCCAUAAAGCGUUCACACUGGAGAGAGUUUGAUGUCACAUUUCAGUCAAAAUGUAAACAACCACACAAAAAUAUUAGGAUUUUCGGAAUUGAGCAUCAGGACCUGCAGCAUGAACGUAACGUCAGAAUUAUCAUUAUUUGAAACUUGGAAUUAUCAUUUUGUUACCCUUCCUGUAGCUUUCCUUAAGAUUUAACUCUUGCUAUUAUUUAGUGCCCGCCUUGGGACUGGGAGGUCAAUUCCCAGUUGGGUCAUAAGGCGACCAGACUUACGGGACCCCACGCCUCCCUUCUUGACACUCGGCUUCAAUGGGUUGGAUUUGGGUUUAAACCACCAAAUGGUUCUCGAGCACAGCCACUGCUGUAGCUCACAGCUCCCUGUGGGGAUGGGUCAAGUGUGGAGAUGUAAUUUCACACGUGUGUGAUGAUGACUAUGGGACUUUAACUUUACAGAUGCCAGUAAAACAUGGAGAGGCAAAGACGCAUUAACCCAAAAGGAGAUGCUAAAUAUCACAUUGAGAAUGGAAAGGACAAAGUGGGAUUUGACGUAAAAUCCAUCAGUGCCUACAAAGGCCGUGGUGUCUUUGUAACUACCUCUUUUCAAAAAGGAGACUUUCUGUUGGAAUAUAGAGGAGAACUGAUCAGUAAGGAGGAAUGUGAGAGGAGACAAAGAGUUUAUCAUGAUACACUUAAAGUGUUUCUGUUUGAAUUCUACUUUGACGGAAAGCUGUGGUGUGUUGAUGCAGCAAAAGAAGAUGGGUCACUUGGAAGACUUGUCAAUGAUGAUCAUGUCUGUCCUAAUGCCAAAAUGAAGUACCUGACUGUGCAAGGGAAGCCCCAUUUGUGCUUGUUUGCUAUUCGAGAAAUAAGCCAGGGAGAAGAGGUAACCUAUAAUUACGGUGACUCAGACUGGCCAUGGAGAUGCAAGAUAAGGACUGAAAAGAGGCAUAGUAAGGUGGCAGCAAACAACGCAAACCAAACUGAUCCAGACCUUGAGCCGCUCCAUAGAAGUGCAGAGGUCUCACCUGAGGCAAUCCAGAGUCAGAUGCCAGAAGACAACCUGAAGCAGACUGAUCCCAACCUGAUUUCUACCAACAGGAAUGCAGAGGUCUCACCUGAGGCAAUCCAGAGUCAGAUGCCGGAAGACAACCUGAAGCAGACUGAUCCCAACCUGAUUUCUACCAACAGGAAUGCAGAGGUGAUUUCUAUUUAAUAAUUAGAUGAUAUAUGUAACUUGUUGUAAGAUGUUAGUCAACCACUCUUGUAAUUAGUGUGUAAGUGUAUCUGAGUGUUAUGUGAUUUACAUGGACACUGGUUUGUCAGGACAGUCCCAAACAGAGGUUUUCAUUUUAGUAAGCCAUCUGUCUGUGGGGGUGUGUGUGUGUUUAGUAGCUUUCUAUCCUAUUGUUGUUUAGGAGGACCAUUGGGUUUAUGUGGACCUUUGUAGGUUCAGUGGCAUUAUACAUUGUCCAGCCCAAAAAAUGUCACCACCAAAAGAAAAAGCUAGCUGUUGCACUUAUGCGCAGUGGGCAAUAUUUUACUCAAAUAAUCCAAAUGGCUGUGUACAUGCACGUCAGUUGGAAUGAUGAUCGGACAAAACCACCUCUCAAUUGGAUUGAAACUUCAUUCCGAUCGGGCCGAAUUGGAUCAUAACACUUCGAUUUACAUGUUUACAUGUAGAAUUUUUUAUCUGAUUGGGCGUUCAAUUUAAUUGUGCCCAUGUAAAUGUGGCUACUGACAGUUCUUAAGUCAUAUUUAGUUCCUUAUAUGUUUUCACUGCCCUAUUCAUGCUAAUCAUUUGACCCUUCUCAAAACAGAUGAACAUCUUUUACACGACCACCAGAUGUUUUUCUACAUAGCUGUUUAAGAAAUGAGAAGCAACUCACUGCAGCAGUUGGAGUUAAAUAACUUGUUGCCAGUUGAAAGAUUAUCGCCCAUGCAGUAAUUAUCCAAUAGGAGGCUCCUCUCUGUUUGCUUAAAUAAAUCUAGGUGGCAACUUCUUUUUUAGGCAAGGCAGUGUGUUUGCAUUCUAAUGCAGUAAGAAUUUUCUACACGUUUUUAUAUAUAGUGUAAAUGUAUAAAAAAAAAAGCUACAAUAUGGGAACAGCAGUUUGUCACUAACUUGUAUUGAGUAGCUGAUGCUUGUCUGAUGCAGGUCUCACCUGAGGCAAUCCAGAGUCAGAUGCCGGAAGACAACCUGAAGCAGACUGAUCCCAACCUGAUUUCUACCAACAGGAAUGCAGAGGUGAUUUCUAUUUAAUAAUUAGAUGAUAUAUGUAACUUGUUGUAAGAUGUUAGUCAACCACUCUUGUAAUUAGUGUGUAAGUGUAUCUGAGUGUUAUGUGAUUUACAUGGACACUGGUUUGUCAGGACAGUCCCAAACAGAGGUUUUAAUUUUAGUAAGCCAUCUGUGUGUGGGGGUGUGUGUGUGUGUUUAGUAGCUUUCUAUCCUAUUGUUGUUUAGGAGGACCAUAGUGUUUAUGUGGACAUUCGUAGGUUCAGUGGCAUUAUACAUUGUCCAGCCCAAAAAAUGUCACCACCAAAAGAAAAAGCUAGCUGUUGCACUUAUGCGCAGUGGGCAAUAUUUUACUCAAAUAAUCCAAAUGGCUGUGUACAUGCACGUCAGUUGGAAUGAUGAUCGGACAAAACCACCUCUCAAUUGGAUUGAAACUUCAUUCCGAUCGGGCCGAAUUGGAUCAUAACACUUCGAUUUACAUGUUUACAUGUAGAAUUUUUUAUCUGAUUGGGCGUUCAAUUUAAUUGUGCCCAUGUAAAUGUGGCUACUGACAGUUCUUAAGUCAUAUUUAGUUCCUUAGAUGUUUUCACUGCCCUAUUCAUGCUAAUCAUUUGACCCUUCUCAAAACAGACGAACAUCUUUUACACGACCACCAGAUGUGUUUUUCUACAUGGCUGUUUAAGAAAUGAGAAGCAACUCACUGCAGCAGUUGGAGUUAAAUAACUUGUUGCCAGUUGAAAGAUUAUCGCCCAUGCAGUAAUUAUCCAAUAGGAGGCUCCUCUCUGUUUGCUUAAAUAAAUCUAGGUGGCAACUUCUUUUUUAGGCAAGGCAGUGUGUUUGCAUUCUAAUGCAGUAAGAAUUUUCUACACGUUUUUAUAUAUAGUGUAAAUGUAUAAAAAACAAAGCAACAAUAUGGGAACAGCAGUUUGUCACUAACUUGUAUUGAGUAGCUGAUGCUUGUCUGAUGCAGGUCUCACCUGAGGCAAUCCAGAGUCAGAUGCCGGAAGACAACCUGAAGCAGACUGAUCCCAACCUGAUUUCUACCAACAGGAAUGCAGAGGUGAUUUCUAUUUAAUAAUUAGAUGACAUAUGUAACUAGAGCUGUGGCGACGCAUCAAUGACGUCGACGGCUCGAUUCUAAAAAUUCGUCGAUGUCAGAUCCGGUAGUCGACGCACCACGCCCACUUGUUAUAUCCCCAGGAGUUUGUAAAUAGAGGAGGAAUCUGCCUGUUUUUCCUCUAGUUCGCCCUCUUCUCCGCCAAAUACCGAAGACCCGGAACAAUGUCCGUCCGCUACGAGAUUCCUUUCCUGUUUUGCCCGCCUUCGCCCCCCGGCAACGGACAGCAACUUCCGGGGUCAAAUGCGCUAAUUCAUCUCUAUCGCAGAUGUCGAAAAUCACCGGGAGCGUUUCUCCCUUCAUUAAGGAGCUUCAUUCAGACAUUAGGAAAGCUGUUUUGGUGGUAGCACUCUCCUCCAUGCUGGUCUGUUUGUUGCUGGGUGUUUUUGGUUAAUUUAAACUUGGUAACUUGAACUUAACGUUGGUAAAGCUACUGUUAGCAUAUUCGUUAACAGCUUCUUGCAUUUCAAAUCAAAUCAAAUCACUUUUAUUGUCACGUCACAUGUGCA